Impatiens glandulifera is the source of this 863-nucleotide messenger RNA. RefSeq names its product ADP-ribosylation factor-like protein 8b. The record is from RefSeq and is a predicted model, not a curated record. Gene Ontology annotation, biological process: protein transport. Gene Ontology annotation, molecular function: GTPase activity; GTP binding. The coding region runs from base 162 to 716 and encodes 184 amino acids. Lineage: Eukaryota; Viridiplantae; Streptophyta; Magnoliopsida; Ericales; Balsaminaceae. The transcript has 6 exons.
UUUCUCGCACCCAAUAAGAGAGACGAGAGAGAGAAGGAAACCCUCAUUGUCAAAUAUACACAGAGAGAGAGAGAAGAGAAAGAGAGUAUUAGAGAUCUAUCUCUCUGUUUGAAUCGAGAUUAAACGGAUCUCUCUUGAGUUCCGUAGUCCUGUCUCCAACAAUGGGCAUGUGGGAUGCUUUGCUCAAUUGGCUUCGAAGCCUUUUCUUCAAGCAAGAAAUGGAACUUUCCUUGAUAGGACUCCAGAAUGCUGGGAAGACUUCUCUUGUAAACGUUGUUGCCACUGGCGGAUACAGUGAAGACAUGAUCCCUACAGUUGGAUUCAACAUGAGGAAAGUAACUAAAGGGAAUGUUACAAUAAAGCUAUGGGAUCUUGGAGGUCAACCCAGAUUUAGGAGCAUGUGGGAGCGAUAUUGUAGAGCAGUGUCUGCUAUUGUUUACGUCGUGGAUGCAGCUGAUACUGAGAACCUCAAUAUCUCAAAAAGUGAACUUCACGAUCUUCUCAGCAAACCUUCUCUUAGUGGCAUUCCUUUGCUUGUUCUUGGCAACAAGAUUGAUAAAUCCGGGUCACUCUCCAAAGAAUCACUUACUGAGCAGAUGGGGCUUAAGGAUAUUACUGACAGAGAGGUUUGCUGCUUUAUGAUCUCUUGCAAAUACUCGACAAACAUUGAUUCAGUUAUUGAUUGGCUUGUCAAGCAUUCGAAAUCAAAGAGCUAAGAGACUUAAAAAAAAAGUUUCAGUUAUUUUUUGUGGAUAUGUACAUUGGAUUGUUGAUUUGGUGAGAUUUGCUUUUAUCAUGUUGAAUGUUCAUUUGCAGUUCUUUAGUUUCAUUUAUGGCAUGGUUUUAAUCUAUUUUAUGGGUAA